Dinoponera quadriceps is the source of this 5425-nucleotide messenger RNA. RefSeq lists its product as uncharacterized. The record is from RefSeq and is a predicted model, not a curated record. Gene Ontology annotation, molecular function: protein binding. The coding region runs from base 921 to 3935 and encodes 1004 amino acids. The transcript has 18 exons. NCBI's taxonomy places the organism in Eukaryota, Metazoa, Arthropoda, Insecta, Hymenoptera, Formicidae.
UCAUUAGACCAUUGGUAGAGGACUGCGGGCAGCUUUCAUCCUUCCUACCUCCACACGCGAACGUAAUGACGAUUGCCUUGAAUAAUUCUUUCUGUAGGUCUGCUGAAUCGGCACAAGUGUGGUAAUUAUUUCAAUUACUUGCUUUGUAGCCGAUAUGGUCAGGUGCUAUCGAAUAGGUCUCAAGGUUCCCCGGCUUGGGAAAGUCUAUAAUCUUCUUGUGCUACGUCGACACCCGGUCCUUCGUACACAUCGAUGAGCACGGUUACCUUCGCGCGCGGAAUUGGCUGUCAUUACGUCAAAUUUGCAUCCGUCAACCGGCGAUACAAAGACUCACACGCGAUCGUUCGUGGAAAACAUUUGAUAUUCGUGGAAAGUUGUCAUUCUCUUCCGGCACGGAGACGCGAAUAACUCUUCCCGAACGUCUUCGCGUUUGAAAUUUCAAGCGAUUCUUUGAAGAAACUUGGAACGAGUCCAUGCAUGGUAUAUUUUAUACGUUAGUUAAGUAAAUAGGAAGUAUAUUUAUGCGGGAAGUUAUUUAACGAGUGAAUUAUUUCAUGAAAUUAAGGAGCAUGACAUUUUCUUCGCUGUACGCUCGAAUGAUGCAAUUUAGACGUUUUUUUUUAAAUUUCUCGACGACCUUCGAUUCGGAAAUAAUUCUUCAUUUCGAAAAGGGAACGCGACGGGAGGGACGUUCUCUUGUCAAUCGCUUUCAUCUGUCAGCUGUUAAGUUUCCAGGGCCUUUUCGGACACGCGCACGCUGCUCCCUUACAAAUGUCCCGUUCGUGUUAAACGUCACAGCAUACCCAUUUAUAUACAAUAUAUAUUUUUACCGCUUUUUUUACGCCACGCGACGAAGACGAAAAAGGAGCGAGUCCCAGUCGUUAUUAUGCCGAGUCAUCCUUUGGACGUGAUUACGUAACAUGCGAAGAGGCUGCGCACGUUAUGACGACAGGCAUUUCGACACCUCUACAACCGCCGAGGACGAUUCGUGUUUCUCAUCGGAACUCAACCUUCUAAAUCCGAGGCGCCUAAUGUACUGUGGUGACAGCAGGAAGGAGAGCAGCACACCGCGGAUCGUAAGACUGAUUCGACGGAACAGCAGGAAACGCGACCUCAAAGCGGAUCGAUCAGCGACUUUCAGUCGGCCGCGAGAAGACAACAGCAAGAGCAGCGUCGUCGUGCUCUAUCACGGGAGGUCCAGCACGCCUCCGUCCUCCACCUCGAAGGUGCCUGUGCGACUUUCGAAGUCCGAUCAAACGGUGGCAGCGAUAACGUCGCGACCGGAAACCGCGAGCUCCGCGCUACCUGACAAGACAAAGAUAGUGGAGACUCCGGAAACUCGGUCACCGAGAUAUCCGCUACCUCGGCGGAAGCUCACCUCUCGACGGUACCGUCGUGCGUCGAGGCAGCAGCAUUCUCUGCACGUAAACAUCUAUCACGAGAACCAAGUGGAAGGGUUCGUAUCGGCGUUACAGCGUCCUCGGGUCGUGCCUGAAAGGCAGAUAGGAGAAGGCUUGAAGGAAUCUAAGUGCACAGCUGAUACUCCCAGAGCUCCUAUCAGGUCUCAAGAGAAGACGAGCGAGAACGCGACUCGCAGCCGAAGGCCGCAGAAGUGUGUCGAAGGCAAGCGAGUUUGGAAGAAGCAAUGCUCGCCGAUUGACGCUUCGAAACCUGCGGACCAUCGUCCAAGACAGGUGGAAGCGAGCGACGUAAUAGGCCGAAAGCAAGCGAUACCUAGCUCGAAUCUGAGCUCUUUGAUCCAACGGACGCAAUCGCGCGCCAAGGAAGCGAACCCGACGUUCAUCAGCGUGAACGAGGCUGACGAGGCAAAUCGUGUGUUUCCCUUUCGAGCUACACCCAGCGGUAAUCUCAAGAUCAUCCCGAAUCAGGUGGUGUUCGAGUCGAAGAAAUUCAGCGUUCUGGUCGCCGAUCCGCGACGCACGAAGGUCAACGUCAAAGCGGAGUUUGGCCGACCUGGUUUCGAUAGUGGCACAUUUCUUCCCGAUUCCGCGAGUCGAGCGAAAUACGUUGAUCUGCCGCCUGGCGUCACACCGUCUACGAUCGAUCAGUUGCAGGCGCAGAAGAAGUUACCUUACAUCGAAGCGAGCUACAAGCCGCGAACUCAACCAAGUACGAAGUUUAUUCCGUCGGAAAUGGCAGAGAGACAACCUCAAGUAUCGGCUCACCAACCAUCACCGACAAAUGAAGUUCCACUCGCCUCGCUGGGUUUUACAAACGAGCAACCGAUCAAUUGGGACAAUAUCAUUCUCCCGGAGAAGACCGACCUGUAUCAGGAAUUAGCCAAGCGUAUCACAAACUACAAGAACGCCGAUUGCGUCGUCCGAAUCGAUCAGGAUGAAUUUUACUGUCAUCUGCUUGUACUGCAAAGUUACAGCAUGUUUUUCGACGAGAAGAAUUGCAAGGAUAUUGAUUUGUCUGGUAGCAACGUGAGUUCUAAGGCCUUCUCUAUCAUUUACGACUGGAUGAUCAGUCCAACCAGCGAAAGCUACCAGCUGUUACGAAGAGAUAAUAUCCUGGAGAUCUUCAUGGCCGCGCAGUUCCUCGGCAUCAAAGAGCUGGAAGAACAAUGCUGGGCGUUCAUUGACAAUGACGAGCUCUUCUCCGAGGAUACUGCUUUUCUGUUGUAUUUGGAAGCAAAGAAGAUCGGAAACACUGCUGUGAUGGAGCUGAUGGUGCCGAGAAUCAUGAAAUUCUUCUUGAUGCUCGUCAGCACCAAAGACUUCUUAGAACUGUCUGUGGACGAACUUUGCCUACUGCUGAAGUCCAAUUACAUUUGCGUCAACAGCGAGAUGGAGGUCCUAAUGUCCGCCGUGAGAUGGUUGAUGCACGAUUGGAGCGAAAGAAAACAGCAUAUGCUGGAUGUGCUUAGGUGUGUCCGAUUUGGUCUUAUAGCUCCGUGGCAAUUAGUAGACGUCAAGAGGAAUCCCGAAAAUCCGGAAUUCAUGGAACUGAUGUCUUACCCGGAAGUGCAAAAGAUGGUGGACGACGGACUGGCGUUUGUCAUCAUAAAAUAUUGGUACGGUAAUCAAACGGAAGAUUACUACCACUGGAUCGAUUUACUCGGGCUCAGUGAACCCACAAAUCGCAAUUGGGCCGGGGAAGACAAAAACUAUGUCACGUAUCGCGAAUUUCUGCUGUACCUCGAGGAGUAUCAAAAGACGAAGGUCACGGAACUGAAAGCGGGAAAGACACGUGCAAAACCCACACCUCCAAAUUCUCCGCCUAAGGAUUACUCGCCCUUACCGCCGGGAAGGGUACACACGGAUUGCGGACAGAGUUAUUGUUGCGUAGAUUCGCGUCCUUCAGAACGGUAUAGCGCAACGCAAAGAGAAUCGAGGAAGUACACCUCAAGAGUCGCAACCUCGUCAGGCGUAUUGCUUCCGCCUGAAAUCUUGACCGAAUGUCUGAGCAAUAUGGGCAGAAACAACAAUGCGAGGACGAUGAAAGCGCAAUGCGAUGGAAAUAGAAACAGCCAAUCUGUCGCUCACGAGACGAGAUUUCACGGGGCGGGCGAGUCGCCACGGCGGUCUUUGGACUUCUUCAAGAGACACGCAUGCGAGAGCCGUCGGAAUUGCGACGAUCAGCAAGGGAGAAACGUCUCGGAUGGCUACAGCCGCAAGCAAUGGGAACAAAACACGAUGCUCCCUACGAAGAAGCAGCAGAAAGUGGUGAAGAAAUCGAGGUAUUCCGAGAAUCGUACGGACUCGGUCAAAUCCGAGGAAGAGGCGGCCACCAUGAUACAGGCUACGUACAGAGGAUAUAAAGUUAGAAGAAAAUUCGACGAAAUUAAGAAAUCAUCCUCGGAGGAAAAGCAGAACGCCCAAAAAGUGGCGGAGCUAUUGUCCGCGACGACCAGUCGAUGCGGCUGGUUCCUUCAGAAACGCCCCACCAAACCCAGUCAAAGUGUCCAAUAGUGUCGUGAAUUAAAGCAAAAGUACGCGUCCAAAGAGUGCAAACGUUGCUCGCAAUGUGUAACAGUUGUUUAGUAAUAAAUAUAUUUUGUAAAGAAAUAAAAAUAUUCUCGUGAACACCAGUGUGUUCGUGUAACAUUCCCACCGUAAGUGUAUAGAUAUAUUCUUUAUUUUUCUAUGUAAAUAACUUAUAGUAGUAAUACAGAUGUUGUUUGCCCGUCCGAUAUUUGGGCAGUAGUGUAACUGCCGCGCGGGUACAGCAAGUCGCGUGAACAAUUCAAAGUACACUUAUGCAUUCAGCCGAGUAUAUAUAUAUAUAGUAUUUUAUAUAUAUAUAUAUAUAUAUAUAUAAAAUACUAGAUACAAUACCGUCAAUCGCUUGCGAAACAUCACGUGUUCAACUAUGUACAUGAACAUCUCUCGGAUUGAAAUUUCCGCAUUUCGUACGAUAAAGUGGACCAAAACAAAAAGUGCCGAUUGCGUAUAAAUAUGUAGCGGAGGAAAUCUAAACGUCUCAAAAUCAACGUCUAAGUCCGAUGCGAGCGUUACAAGGCUCGCAUGGGCAUAUUUUCGAUAUAGGAGCGGUCGUUUUAGCGAGUAUAAUGAUUAGCGUUUAAAUAAGGACUGAUCAAUAAGCGGGGUUCGCGAUCUCUCGAUAAGUACGUGCUUCGGGUCGGGCUUCUUCGCAGAUUUGGCGGCGCGAUCGAUCGGAGUUACAAAUCUUUCGUCUAUAUAAAAUUUCUACGGGAAUAAUCAGAAUUAUCUCGUUUUGACAAUUAAAGCGAAAAGUGUGCUUUCGAACGUAUUAAGGUUUUUGUACAUUGAAUUUCAAAAUAGUUCGAACACUUUAUUUCCUGAUGCAGUUCGGAACACGGCCGAUGGUUCAAUGAGUGAACUUAUUUCUCGAAGAAAGUUCUCUGAUCGGACUAUCGUUGCAUUUCGAACUGCAUCGAGCAAAAGUGUUCGAACCAAGUAUUGAAACCCUGAAUACUCACCUGUGUUUAGUUGAUAUACUGAGAAGAAAGUAGUUGAAUCGAAAAAAUCGGCGGUCACCUGCAUUAAAAAAAAAAUAUUGAGUCCACUGAACAAACUAUACUUUGGCUCAACAACAUAUUACCGAUGAAAUCGCAAUCGUUGAAUCAAUUGAUAACUCAGUACAGCAACUAUAUAACUUAAUCAAUGGACUAAACGUUGUGUUUGAAAAUAUUUGAUUCGUUUAAGCAAAAUUUCAUUGAUUCUCCCACUUUUUGUUCUCAGUGCAGAUUAAAGAUUGCAACACUUUCCCUCGAUAAGUUGUGCAUCUUAUAUCCAACAGAAAAAUGUACAUCUUUUGAGAACUUCUGAAGAACAAAGUUUCCUAUUGGACACGGGAUUUGUUGCAACCCUUAAUUCGUCGACCGUUCAAGCACGGAUUCGUCGUGUACGAUGACUGAAUAUGUGUUCGUGCACGCGAUUUGCGUAUUCGAGGAGUAUGCUUCAGGAAGAUAUUCUCA